Molecule: messenger RNA, 1029 nt
Organism: Prorocentrum cordatum
Lineage: Eukaryota; Dinophyceae; Prorocentrales; Prorocentraceae
Source: the annotation of a GenBank genome assembly
AUGCAGGGUACGUCGUGCCAAAUGUGCGGCGUAGCUGUAGGACCCUUGAUUCCUGUUGAGAGCAUCCUGGGCGGGGCCGUCAUGAAGAAGAACGAGUCCAUGGACCCGGAGAUUGGCACCGUCCUGAUGUUCCUGUCUUUGCUGGGCUCGGUUGCGACCAUGGUGGUGUUUUGGUGCUGUCCUCAGGUGAUGCGCCUUUCUCCCACGAAUUAUAUCCUGCUGGGGGUGUUCACCUUCGCCAAAAGCGUCAUGGUUGGCUUCAUCUGCAGCCAGUACAGCGAGGAGUCGGUGCUGGUCGUCCUCGGCCUGGCGUGCUUCAUCCAGGCGGGCCUGACCGCGUUCACGGUCCAGAAGAAAUGCGAUUUUAUUGGUUUCGCGUCGUACCUGAUGUGCGGAUCACUCGUCAUGCUCGGCAUGAGUUUCGGUCUGAUAUUCGGUUCCAUCUUCGGUCUUUCGGGCGCGGCCUUCCAGACCGCCCGUCUCUGCAUGUGUGGGCUUGGCGCCUUGCUCCUUGCAACCUACAUCGUGUACGACACCCAGAUGAUCCUUGGGAACAAGCACCCAAACCACAAGUUCUCGGUUGAUGAGUACGCCGCGGCGGCCAUCAUGCUCUACAUCGACAUCAUCGUCCAACUGUUCCUCUACCUCCUGGAGCUCCUCGGCGACCGCAGGGACAGCCGCAACCGCGGCGUGAGGGGUGCCCGCGCCCGCUUCCAGCCGGUGUUGCACCUCGACCGGAACAGCUACUACGGAGGCGACUGCGCGUCCCUAAACAUCACCAACUUGUGGGAGAAGUUCCGGCCCGGCACGGCCCCGCCGAAGGAGCUGGGCGCGAACCGCGACUGGAACGUGGACCUCAUCCCGAAGUUCAUCAUGGCCUCCGGCGAUUUGGUGAAGAUACUCUUAAAGACGAAGGUGUCCAGGUACUUGGAGUGGAAGUCGUGCGAUAGGAGCUACGUGUACCAGCCGCAAGAAGCAGGGUUGUUCAGCGGAGCAAAGUACAUCCACAGCGUGCCGACAACCGCGCAG